AUGGACGUGGAUAGUGAAUUGGAGUCGUCCUCUCGUCAAGAACCAGCUACUCAGCUAGACGAUGUUUUGUUUGAAUUUGCUGAGGAAGUAGAUGCUAACGAACGGAGACAUUUGCAGGAGCGGGCAGCGGCAAUGGAAAGAUUUUCAGAUGUUUCUGGCACUGUCCCUCAGACUCACUCCAGGAACGAACAUUCUCAUAUGAUUAAUUCCCAGACCCAAUCUCCGGAGGCAUCCCAUGAAGCGAUUGAUAAUACUCCAAACCACAUUGAAAAUAUGGCAGAAAGUAUCAUUUCAAGUGAUAUUGUACAGGAUGUCGAUUCAUCGGUCAUCCCUUCAGGGCCUAUGUCUAGUAUUCUCAAGGAUCUUAUCUGUCCCAUCUGCCUAGAGUACUUUUUUUUCCCAGUAACAGUAUCUUGUGGGCAUACUUUUUGCCGCUAUUGCAUAGGGCAUAACAAAUUGAACGGUAAAACAUGCCCGCUAUGCCGGCAACCGAUUGGUAAAUCAUUUUCUAUAAAUACAAUAUUGACCAAUUUGGUCAAGUCACUAAAUUUGAGGAGGAGGGUCAAUUCUAUACCUAAGGAGCCGAAUUACUCAUCAGUUGAUGAACAGGAGUGGUGGGAUGAGAACUGUCUUAAGCCACAAGUUUGCGUUGUGUUAUUUUUACGCAUUUAUUUCGGAGAUCAGGCACGUCCCUCCGUGUUUUUUGAUGAUCUGGUUAGUUGUGUUAUAGACUUUUUCAAUUCUAAUAAUUUGUGGGAUCGUUCCAAGUAUCUGUUCACCCUGGCCGAUUUGGUGACCUUGAAGCGUGCAAUUGGGUACGAUAAAUCAGACAAAGAUUCUACUUCACGCCUGCAUAAUUGGGUCGAAGAUCAUCUACUUUCCAACCCUGUACUCUGUUCUCGUCGUGAUGUCACUCCAUUUCUGCUAAAAGUAUUCCAAGACACUAAUCAUAAGAUCGAGGGCAAGUUGUUCUUUUCUAGUGAUAUCCCAAAUAAGUUACCUUGGGAUGCUGGGAGGCAUGCAAAAAGCCUGCUUCACAUGUCCCAUUCUUCAGUAUCCCUAUCACAUUUGUUAAUGGUGCCAAUGCCCGAAUCCAGUGGUGCCAUGUUUGGAUUAGUGGACUGUGGAUCUACAAUUGGUACUAUGAUUAGGCUUAAGUCAAUUCAUACUUUGGCGGAUGGGGAUAGGAUACAUAUAGGUGAUAAGCAUGAAGCUGAAGUUAGCCUAUCUGUUGGAGGUGUUGGUUCGCCUUUCAGGGGCAGCAUGUGGGAUCCUAUCACUCAAUCUGUGGUGGAUCAUAUAGAGGCAUCGAACAUUAAAACUCCACUAGAACCAAUUGAUAAUCAUUUGUCUUUGAAGAUAUUUUCCGAUGGGCAGCAGCCCAAAGAUGAGUGGAUCGACCCAAAGGGUGUGAUAAUUGGCAGAGGGCCAAUUUCGCAAUCUGCCUACAAGAAGAUCUCUAUCACCAUCCAAAAUGGAUACAUAUCGCGAGAACAUUGUUUGAUUUUUUACGAUGGAUCGAAGCCAAAUGGUUCUAGGUGGAUUUUAAGGGAUUUGAGUACUUUGGGCACAUUUUUGAAGAUUGCACCCUGUUCUGAUCCCGUACCUAUUUACCCUGGAGUAGUGUUCAAAGUAGGCCAGUGUAAGAUUGAGACGCUCAAAGGUGGAAGCAGCAAUGUAUUGCCUAUGGAGCGGAUGGAGCGUGGCGAUAGGAUGGAAGAGGAAAGGGUGGAUUUUCAUCUCAGAAAUGGUGAAAGGAUCUUUCCUCCCUUCCAUGGAAUUUCUCCCCUGGCCCUGUUCCCCUCCAUACGCCAAGGGCCCUAUGACUACCUGGCCCCCUGGGACCAAGAGAGACCAGAGGCCAUGGACAACCAACGACAACAAGUCGAUCAGCAGCUUCCUAUUUCAUCUUUCCCAGCACCUAUGAACUUCCAGCGAAUUUCUAGCUCACCUGGUGCGCACCAGUCGUUUAUCCCGCCUAAUACGGAUUCUUCUACUAUGGAACAAUCACGCGACCACGGUGGUAGCGUCGACUGCCAUGAACGAAUUGAUGGAUAUCAUCCAUUCACUUCGUCAAUGCCGGUGUCUAACGCUUAUAAUUUUUUGGGGUCCAAUGGAGAAGAUUCGGAUCAAAAUAUGUAUUUUGGGCACCCAGGCAAUCAGUCCCACCUGCCUUAUUCGCUUGGCCUCCCACACGGCCCAUCCGUUAGCUAUCCAGGGCUAGCUCCUGGUGCAGGCACUUUCCAAGGCGGAAUGCAGGCAAUGGUAAGGCACGCCUUUCUUGUGGCAUGGGAUUCGUAUCUGCGCGGAGCUGCCAACAUCAAUCAUGAUGAUCAAUUGCCCGUGCACGCACCCUCCGGUGCCAACGUCAAUUCUCAUCCUAGCGUUGACGGAGGAAAUAACAACCAGUGGAUGGACCAAGAGUAA
Messenger RNA from Babesia microti strain RI, 2427 nucleotides. RefSeq lists its product as hypothetical. Gene Ontology annotation, molecular function: protein binding. NCBI's taxonomy places the organism in Eukaryota, Apicomplexa, Aconoidasida, Piroplasmida, Babesiidae. The record is from RefSeq and is a predicted model, not a curated record. The coding region runs from base 1 to 2427 and encodes 808 amino acids. The transcript has a single exon.